AUCAACUUGCAGUCUGAUUAUAGUGAUUGACAAGAACGGUCGCAACAUUCUUAAAUUAAAACGAAGCAACAACACCAAAAUGCUAAUUAACGAUUUUUAUGCAAAUCGCGAAAUAUUCAUAACAGGUGGCACAGGUUUUCUGGGCAAGGCCUUAGUUGAAAAGCUAUUACGUGAUUGUCCAAAAAUCAAGGUAAUCUAUAUUGUACUGAGAGGAAAACGUUCAGUUGGUGUUGAGCAACGUUUGGAGGAAUUUAAAAAGAAUAAAGUAUUUGAUCGCAUACAUCGGGAGUGUCCGGAGGUUUUGAAUAAAUUACAUGCUAUACAAGGAGACAGUCAAGACUUGGGUUUGGCUAUAGCAGCAAAAGAUUUGGAAUUGUUGAAAAAUGUCAGCAUUAUAUUUCAUAUGGCGGCCAAUGUUAAAUUUGAUGAUCCUUUGCGUAGUUCUAUAUUGCUCAAUACUCGAGGCACUUGGGAACUGGUAAAAAUUGCGGAAAAACUUAAGAAUCUAGUGGCUUUCGUACACUGUUCGACUGCCUAUUGUAAUCCUCUAGAGAAAGUUGUGGAGGAAAAAGUUUAUAAAAUCCCAGUGGAUUGGCGUAAGGCCAUCAAAAUAGCUGAAACCUAUGAUGAAAAUACCAUCAAUGCUUUAUGUGCAAAAUAUACUGGUCAUUAUCCCAAUUCAUAUACAUUUACCAAAAAUCUUAGCGAACAAAUUAUUCAGGAAUACUCUAGUAAAUUACCCAUGUCCAUAUUUCGUCCCUCAAUUGUAUUAAAUGCUUUUAUGGAACCAGUACCUGGUUGGAUUGAUAACAUGAAUGGACCUUUGGCUGCCAUGGUGGGUCUAAGUGUUGGCAUUCUACCCAUGUUAUACUGUAAUGCAAAUAUGAAAAUGGAUUGUAUACCCGUAGAUUUGGUUACAAAACUAACAGUUGUGGCCGGCUAUAAAUUAGGUUUGCAGACCCUCAGAAAAGAACACAAAGACUUGGACGUUAUUAACUGUGCUGCUGGUGAUCUCUUUAGUAUAAAUAUGCAUCGUUGUGUUUUAUUGUAUAAUAAGUCUAUUGAAGAUAAUCCCAUGGAGAAUUGUAUUUGGUAUUUUGGUUCUCCUUGGCUAACCUCCUGUUACUAUAACUUUGCCUUACAUUUAUUUCUAAUGAAUCUACCGCUGGCAUUGCUUAUCGAUACUGCUUUGCGUUUAGUGGGCCGUCAACCGUUAAUGAUAAGGAUUUCACGACGUAUUAUGUAUACGAUGAAAGCAAUUGCCUUCUUUUCCACGACGGAAUUCAAAAUAAUGAAUAAAAAUAUGAUUGAAUUGGAGAAAUCUAUACCGGAAAGUGAACUUAACACUUACGAGAUUAUAAAGAAUACUGUGGAUGUAGAUAUCGCGGAAUAUUUCGAUAAUGUUGUACGCGGAGUUAAAUAUAAUUUCUUUGAUCAACCUAUAGUAGCAACUGAAGCUGCACGUAAACGUUUCAAAAUCUUUAAUAUUGUUAGCAAAAGUAUAAAAUUGAUAGUAUUUGCAUUAUCUUUAAAUUAUUUGUGGUUAAUUGCUUCAAAAUUAUAAUUUUAAAUUAAUUUAUUAGAAUAAAUGUGGCUAAAGGAAACUGUUAUG
Molecule: messenger RNA, 1612 nt
Organism: Lucilia sericata (common green bottle fly)
Lineage: Eukaryota; Metazoa; Arthropoda; Insecta; Diptera; Calliphoridae
Product: putative fatty acyl-CoA reductase CG8306
Exons: 11
Coding region: 80-1564 (494 amino acids)
Biological process (GO): long-chain fatty-acyl-CoA metabolic process
Cellular component (GO): peroxisome
Molecular function (GO): alcohol-forming very long-chain fatty acyl-CoA reductase (NADP+) activity
Source: RefSeq, a predicted model, not a curated record